AAACAGUUGUAUUUAGCUAAGCAGCUGUUUCUUAUUUUUCCAAUUUGGAAGAAUUAGCUUGGUGUUUUUUUUUUAUUUUGGAAGAAAGUGCAACCAGAUCGAUUCUGCAUUGUAAUGCGAAGCAGCAACAAUCAUCAUAUAUAUUCGACCAGCAACUACACAGAUGUCCAACUCAAGGAGCAAGGAAACAGUUUAUUUGCAGCACGCAAAUACGAUGAUGCUAUUAAUUGUUAUACAAAGGCAAUAAUUAAGAAUCCCGAUGUGGCCACAUACUUCACCAAUCGAGCUCUAUGUUAUUUAAAACUAAAACGUUGGGAGCUAUCAUGUCAAGAUUGCAGAAGAGCAUUGGACCUGGAGCCAAACAUGUUGAAGGCCCAUUUCUUUGCCGGCCAAUCACUGAUGGAAAUGGAACUGUACGAGGAAGCUAUAACACACCUACAAAGGGCAUAUGAUUUAUCUAAGGAGCAAAAGCAGAAUUUUGGAGACGAUAUAACGUCACAGCUUCGUCUAGCACGCAAGAAACGUUGGCGUGCGCUGGAAGAAAAACAGAUAUCGCGGGAGAUUGAACUACAGACAUAUCUGAAUAGGCUCAUUAAGGAAGAUAUGGAAAAGCGUUUGAGUCAACUGCAAAUUGAUGAAACCACCAAUGAGGCCCUACUUAAGGAUAAACAACAGGAAAUAGAGCAGCAAUGUGAUGAUCAUGUUAAGGAGUUAAACAAUCUCUUUGCCAAGGUCGAUGAGCGCAGAAGAGAACGCGAUGUCCCCGAUUACUUGUGCGGCAAAAUAAGCUUUGAAAUACUCACGGACCCAGUUAUAACUCCUUCGGGUAUAACCUAUGAACGCAAGGACAUUGAAGAACACUUACAGCGUGUGGGACAUUUUGACCCAGUCACUCGUGUUGAAUUAACCCAAGAUCAACUUAUACCAAACUUUGCAAUGAAGGAAGUAGUUGAAGCUUUCAUUGCAGAGAAUGAAUGGGCCUUGGAUUACUGAGUGUGAAACCAUAUGUGGUUUUGAGAUACUACUGUUCGAAAGAAAUUAUCUGACAUAAAUUUCAAAAAGUGGCGGCCAAAUCCCUGAAAACUCUCCAAGAACAAUUUUAAAGCCGUUAUGUAUGUAUGUAAAUGUAAUGCAUAUACAAGAUAUUUUUCUGUUUCGAUUUUCAUGCAUACACCUAUACUAAAUUAGUUGUAAACAAAAUUUGCAGGUCAUUUCUAAUUCAAAAACGAGAAUGCCGAUCACUAUUGUUAGUGUGUGAUGAAGAUGGAUAAGAUAAAAUUGUUCACUAUUUUGCGUUAAAAUUAAAACAAAAUCCAAUAAAAAUCUAUUAUAAUUAUAA
Molecule: messenger RNA, 1339 nt
Organism: Stomoxys calcitrans (stable fly)
Lineage: Eukaryota; Metazoa; Arthropoda; Insecta; Diptera; Muscidae
Product: E3 ubiquitin-protein ligase CHIP
Exons: 1
Coding region: 115-993 (292 amino acids)
Biological process (GO): positive regulation of proteolysis; proteasome-mediated ubiquitin-dependent protein catabolic process; protein polyubiquitination
Cellular component (GO): cytoplasm; Z disc
Molecular function (GO): ubiquitin protein ligase activity; protein-folding chaperone binding
Source: RefSeq, a predicted model, not a curated record